UACACUACACCAUAUUCGCAUAUCCAACACAACAACCGACGACGACAACAUCGCAGACAGUUUGGCAUAAUCUGUAAAUCAUGCAACUCUCGAUAGUAACAACCCUGCUCGCCUCUACGGCAGUGCAUGCCUUCUCGGACUCUUCACCAUUUGUCCUCUUUUCCACCUCCAAGCUCAAUACACCCGAAAGAUACGAUCAGCUCCAAACCAGCAAUCAAGUAAUUGCUUCCGCCAAGGAAAUCCUUUCCUCUUGUCCUACGAAGGACUACGUUAUCGUCUCCCAGCCGAACGUGCACGCCGCCGACAUCCGCGAUGGCUCGCACUGUAAAAUGCGCAGUCUAUGCGACACAAUCGCAAGCAAGGAAAUCAAGGGCCGGUUCAGCGUUGCGGAGGUAGUCGGCGACCUCUCAACCCAUUCGUUGGAGGAUUAUGUGAAGGAAGCCUGCGCUGCCAAGGGGAAGGUUGCCGGUAUCGUCAAGGUUGACCUCACGCAUCUACCUUCAUUGGAGCACAAGGAUGAGAGGGCGCAAAUCCUGGCUUCUAAUGACGAUCAGCUGGGCCUGAUGCUCGAUACGCUUGAGGGCGACUAUACCCUUGUCAUGGUAUCAGACCCUAACGAGUUCAAGGCUUACCAGCCUGACUUUAUCGAGCCAGUCCAUAUGGAUCUCAAGCGCGGACAGUUUAGCUCUCAGGAGGGCAGUGACAACGGCAACACCACUUAUGAUAACCGCCCGCUGUUUGUGAAGUAUCAGUUCUUCACUCCUGGCAUUUUCGUCGCCCUGCUCGCUCUCAUUGUCAUGCUCUCCAUCCUUGGCGUCGGACUGAAGGCUCUCGGUAGUCUCGAAGUCUCAUAUGGCGCUUUCGACAAGGAGAUGGGACCGACUGCACAGAAGAAGCAGCAGUAAAGCACUUGGAGGCCCUGUGCUUAGUAUUUGUAGGGUUUGGGAUGCAACGAACAACAGAUAUGCAUGCGGCAGAACAAAGGUUUUGCUUUGCUAUGGAAUCAUGCUAUGUAUAUGGGUUUGGGGGACAGGCCGGAGUUCGAGGGUUACUGUUCUUGGUUGGGUAUCAUUAAAGCAUUGCGCAUUCGUACACUAGAACAACACAAGAUGGGAAUGAAAACAAGAAUGCACGUAUGAGCUAGCUAUGAUAUGCACGAAACAUGUCCAACUUUG
Molecule: messenger RNA, 1175 nt
Organism: Neurospora tetrasperma FGSC 2508
Lineage: Eukaryota; Fungi; Ascomycota; Sordariomycetes; Sordariales; Sordariaceae
Exons: 4
Coding region: 81-905 (274 amino acids)
Biological process (GO): (1->6)-beta-D-glucan biosynthetic process; fungal-type cell wall biogenesis
Cellular component (GO): endoplasmic reticulum membrane
Source: RefSeq, a predicted model, not a curated record